CGUCCACAACGGCAAUCGCCUUUACGCACCAGCGAGUGGAGAAUCGUGCAGGAGAACCGCUCUCCUUUCGCAUUACCUUGCUCACAUUAUUUCCUAACAUUGGGACUUAUCUUUACUCAAGAUUUUGUGGAGCUACUCACUCGCUUGGACUGGACUAUAGUCUGCGUGCAAACGUCGUGCGCAACGAAGAUAUGAUAAUUUUAUCCUGAAACCACAUUUUGCUAAAUGCUGCUUUAGAGUGAAGACGUGCAAGGCACCAGCCUACACAUGGAGUCCAGGGUUCCCCACCACAUCCCCGGAGUGUCCUCCUCCCUCAUAUCUCAGCCCCUGCUGGACAGUCGAGUGCCCUACGGCCGACUGCAGCACCCUCUCACCAUCUACCCCAUCGACCAGAUAAAGUCCUCGCAUGUGGAGAAUGACUACAUCGACAGCCCGGCCAUCGUCUCCCAGCAGCCUCCGAGCCAGAAGUCCGUGAACCGAAGAAUCACCUGGCUUGGUCAGAAUCAGGAGACCUUCCUGGGGGCAAACCACAACCAUCAUCACAAUCACCAACACCAGCACCCUCAGCAGGGCAGGUGCGAGCCCCACCCUCACCAGGACAACACUACUCACCCUUGGAUUUCCUUCAGUGGGAGGCCCAGCUCUAUCAGCAGCAGCAGCAGCACCUCGUCUGAUCAGAGGCUGCUGGACCACGCUGCGCCCACCCCAACAGUGGACCACCACCCAAACCUGCACCCCCACCAGGGCCCACUCAACACAAUCACUACCCGAACUCCAGGCUGCUUCACUUCCGCUGAAUCAAAAGUCCUCACCUCCUCUUCCUCUGCUUCUUCCUGCUCCUCCUCCUCUAAAUCGCUGGACCUCAAGUCUGCAAAGAUGCCUGCGGGAGGCGUGUGCACCACUGGAGGCCAGCAGGGGUUGGCGCUGAUCCCCUCCUCCCCGGCCGAGAAGAAGCAUCUCAUUCUCUGCGAGCACUGCGGGAAGUGCCGAUGCACGGAGUGUACGCUCCCCCGAACCCUACCCUCUUGCUGGGUCUGCAACCAGGAGUGCCUGUGCUCUGCUCAGAGCCUGGUGGAUACAGCCACCUGCAUGUGCCUGGUCAAAGGGAUCUUCUACCACUGCACCGAGGAUGAGGACGAUGAGGGCUCCUGCGCCGACAAGCCCUGCUCGUGCUCCCAGGCCAACUGUUGCGCACGCUGGUCCUUCAUGGCUGCCCUUUCAGUUGUCCUGCCUUGCCUGGUCUGCUAUCUGCCAGCUACAGGCCUGGCCAAACUGGGACAGAAGUGUUACGACAAUGUUAGCAGGCCCGGCUGCCGCUGCAAGAACUCGCAGGGUGGUGUGAGCGCCCCCGUGUGUAAAAACGGUGCCGUGGAAGCAAAAGUUGGGACAUUAGAGAAGCAGGAGCAGCAAGAGUCAUGAUAGUGGCCCAAACUGGCUAACAGUGGCCUCGCUAAAAAAUGGAAAGGACCACACAGUACUUGCUUGCUCUCUAUGGAUAGGACAAUCCAACACCAACCCCUUAAACUACCCCAUUAAUCUGCUGGAAGGUGACUUAUGUAAAACAAAGGUACUUAAAUGGCUUCUUGACUUAUGUUUGAUAGGAUGGAUGAUCAAAAGGGGCCUGAUCUGAGAGAGUUGGCUAGUAUGAAUAGUUACCAGGUCCACUGAGAUGUUUUUUUGUUUGUAAGAGUGACUGAAGAAGAAAAAGAAGAAGAAGAAGAAGAAGAGACUAGAUUGUGGGACUGGUGUUUGUGUUGUUUUGAAGGCUGAAGGCACAAAGUCAUUGUACCUCUCUGCUGCUCUGUAUUUCUCAGAUAAUUUUGUAACGGUAACUAACCAGAAGCUGGUUUGCUGAUCCUCGGUUAGCGUAAAAGUCAUUUGAUAAAGAUAAAUAUCUGUACGUCCCGCUCCCACCCCCCAAAAACACAGCCCAGUGUCCCUCAAGAACAAGUGAUUACCUGUACUGUGCUUUUAUGAUAGGCCACUGCAAGAGUAAAACCACCACUUACUCACUCUCUCCACUAUUAUGAUGAUCACCAUCUUUUAGUAUCACCAUUUUUCCUCUCUUAGCUUAAAGAUGCUAGCUUGGUAAUGCUAACAUUGUAUCUCUAAUCUCCAUGGAGGAGCUGUAAAAACAUACGUUUUUUUUGGAGAAAAUAAUAGUAAUUUCCCAUAGCCUAAUAAAAGUCUGUAUUGUGCAUAAGCAGCUGUACAGCAAGUGAGAGAGAGUAAUCACUUUACAGUGUGUUUCCUAUUUUUUGGGGGGUGAAGCCCGGAGAUUCUAAAAGAUUUUGAAUGCUGUUCACCAAUCACCUCAGAGGUAAUGCAUGUCAUGACCUGCAUGCUCUAGUCUAAUGGUUACCCACCGUGCUAGAAGUCGAUGUGUCGUAGAGAAAUGUGUAAAAAAAAGUACACCCAACCUUCUCAGGGACUGUUUCAGUAAUCCUCUCUAGAACUUGGCCUACAGCAUGUUGAUUUCUAAACUGCCGAAGAGCCUGGUCUACUUCCUCUUUGCACAAGAAGGCAAAGAAACAUUUAGGGGCAAAAAGGCAAUAGUGAAUAAUUUAAAUAAAGUAAGCUAAGUGAGAGACAAACUGGCCAGAAAAUAAUGUUUCCAGAGAAGCGGAGAUGCAAGUGAUAGAGAGUGAAAAGGAGGGAGGGAAGACAUAGCAAAGUUGUUGUGUUUGUAUCUAGUCAGCCUUUGCCAAAAUCAAACCUGCCACUUGCACAACCUUUUUAGGAAGACGCAAAACCCUUAAAGGAUGUACUAAAGCACAGUAUAAACCACCUCAGCUAUCGCACAUUAAGUUUGCGUGCACGACAUUUAGUCCACACCUCCUUUACACAGUGUCUUCAUUAAAUUCUAAUCAUUAAUGCUGCAUAGCUGCGUUAAUCAGAUAGUCUGUCUUUUAUUCUUAAAGUCUAUUUUUGUGGCUAGCAUGAUGUUCUUAGGACUUUGCCAAAGGAAGCUAGCAUAGAAUAGCUUGUUUUCGCUGUCUGAGUGAUCACAGUUGUUAUGCACUCUUGCCAAAUGAGGUUGAUGGCAGUUGGUUCUUAAAGGCAUGCUGCCCUUUAAUACAGAUGGCCUUUUCUGUUUGGCAUAAAGGCAUACUGUCUUUGUUGCUCAUUAACACACACCUCUCUUUCAUGUUGGACCCUUAACUUCCAUUAGGGUGCCUAACUUUACCGAUACCUGUGUUUGUCUUGUUGCACAAAGCUGAUAAUCACACAGGAAAAUAGGAAAGAAAAAAACAUGCUGUCCUUAGUCUUGAAUGUAUGAGGCAAUAUUUUGAAAACAUAGCAAUUCCAAGUCCGAGAGUAAGGUGCCAAAACUGAGAAUGAUUGUGUGACUGGGCAAAGACCUAAUACAUGUAGAUGGGUGGCAAAAAUCAAAAAUGUUUUGACAAUAUAUUUAGUAAUAGAGCUAUGCAGGUGAAAUGUUAUUUGCUGUAAAUAGUUUCACAACAUUUGUGUCCUUUAGAAGAGACUUUUAAAUGUCCUUGAAAGAUUGCAUGGUACGUUAUAACUACAAUUCAGUACAAAAUAUAUAGAGAAUAUAUUAAAUAUAUAUUUUGAGGGUAAGAUUAAGAUGUUUUCAAGGUUGUGAGGAGAAAAAAGAAAGGGAGGGUGGUGAGAGGAAGGUCUGGGAAGGGGUAACAAAAAUGACAGGUCUUUCUAUCACUAGCACUUGAUUUAGAAAAGUGUGCCCAGCAAUAAAAAAAAAAGAAGAAAAAAACUCCUGCUGUUUAUGCUAUCCAUGGCUAAUUAGCAGUCGAGAGGCUAAGCUAAUUCCCUGGUUCCUCUCUGAGUCCUAAAGACUGUGGACUCAUUGAAUCCACACAGGGAACACAAUCUACCCCUAUACGGAUCAACCCAUUUCCUGCUGUUACUGCUCAGUUUCUCAGCUCUCUCCCCUCUAUUUCUCUUUCUUGCUUUUUUCCCCCUCCUUCCUCUCUUCCCUCUUCUUCACUCCUUCCUCCCUGAGAAAUAGUCCAACAAACACCCCUGGCCUUGAUUGACAAACACAGCUGCUGUGCAUAAACUUGUCAUACCACAGAGACGGGACGGAAAGACAAGUGUGUCUCUCUUUUUCGUCAGUGCCCCCCGCCCCCCCAUUUUUGUUUUUCCUCUCAAUUUGUAGUUCUGUGCCAUUUACUUUUUAACCAGUGGACCUCUUUUUUCAACUGUCGCUGCCUUUCUUUUCUCUUAUUCCUCAGCACUGUCACUGCAAGAGCAAUGCUCUUUACUUCUCAUUUAGCUAUAUACUUUUACAUGUGCUCGCUAGCCUUAUUUAAGGUGUGGAAUAAUCAUCCAACAACGACAACUCAAUGAUUAAUACCUUUUUUUCCCCCUUUGCAACAAU
Messenger RNA from Perca flavescens (yellow perch), 4363 nucleotides. RefSeq names its product sprouty homolog 4 (Drosophila) (gene spry4). The transcript has 2 exons. Gene Ontology annotation, cellular component: cytosol; membrane. The record is from RefSeq and is a predicted model, not a curated record. Gene Ontology annotation, biological process: negative regulation of MAP kinase activity; negative regulation of Ras protein signal transduction; multicellular organism development. Lineage: Eukaryota; Metazoa; Chordata; Actinopteri; Perciformes; Percidae. The coding region runs from base 268 to 1419 and encodes 383 amino acids.